Molecule: messenger RNA, 976 nt
Organism: Oldenlandia corymbosa var. corymbosa
Lineage: Eukaryota; Viridiplantae; Streptophyta; Magnoliopsida; Gentianales; Rubiaceae
Source: the annotation of a GenBank genome assembly
UUUUCAAAACUCAAAAUCAUACAUCAAAACUUGAAUGAAGCAAACACCUCAUGUAGCAUUCCUGCUAUCCCCAGGAAUGGGUCAUAUGAUUCCAAUGCUGGAGUUAGCCAAAAAAUUCACCCACCAAAAUAUUUCAUCAACCCUAAUAGUUCCGGAUUCCGGGCUCCACCCGGACGAGGAAAAGCUAUUUCUGGAAUCACUUCCAAAAGGAAUCAUCAACCUAAUCCACCUCCCAAAACCUAAAUUGGACGACGUCCAAACCGAUCCAAUCGGCGUCAUAAUCUUCACCAUCGCUCGAUCUCUACCAUCCAUUCGCGACGCAAUCCGAUCACUAGUUGCCACCACCAACUUAGUUGCCCUAGUGACUGACUUGAUGGGCUCCGCCGCGUUCGACGUCGCCAGAGAAUUAGACGUCCUUCCUUACAUGUUCUUCCCAUCUAACGCCACAGUUUUAUCUCUAUAUUUAUAUCUUCCCGAACUCGAUCCAAACAUCUCCUGCGCAUACAAAGACCUUGCCGGUCCGGUUCAGAUUCCGGGAUGUAUGCCAUUACGGGCCGAUGAUCUUUUCGAGGCGUUUAAAGACCGAGAUAGCUUUGCCUAUAAAUGGAUUAUUAGUGAAGGAAGAGCUUACAGAACGGCCGCCGGAGUUCUCGUCAACACGUUUGAUGAGAUGGAGAGCGGAGCUAUCAAAGCCUUACAACAAAACGAGCAUUACCCCCCGCUCAAGAUAGCCAUCAGGAUUCAAACAAAAAUUAGAAAUUGCAAAAAUGCCGGAAAUGAUGAAGAUGGAGAAGAAGGAUUGAUCGGAAGGAAUGAGAUUGCUGGUGUUGUGGAGAGCUUGAUGGAAGGUGAACCAGGUAAAGAGCUCAGAAAACGAGCUCGAGGCUUAAUGCAGGCUGCAAAAUUGGCGGUCAAUCCAGGUGGUCAAUCUGCGAAAUCGCUGCUUGACUUUGUUUUGCAUCUGGACAGAAACUAA